Messenger RNA from Cottoperca gobio, 2721 nucleotides. RefSeq names its product nuclear factor of kappa light polypeptide gene enhancer in B-cells inhibitor, delta (gene nfkbid). The record is from RefSeq and is a predicted model, not a curated record. Gene Ontology annotation, biological process: regulation of gene expression. Gene Ontology annotation, molecular function: protein binding. The coding region runs from base 147 to 1523 and encodes 458 amino acids. The transcript has 12 exons. NCBI's taxonomy places the organism in Eukaryota, Metazoa, Chordata, Actinopteri, Perciformes, Bovichtidae. Gene Ontology annotation, cellular component: nucleus.
GCAGCGAUAAGACAACAAGAGAGCAAGACUUCAUCACAGAACAUCACAGAUCCCUCCGGCGCUGUAAAUCACUCCAUCCCAUUGUGAACACACUGGUGACAGAGAGGACGACCUGUUGAAGAUUUCAAAACAAAACCGUUUUUGACAUGCACUUUGAUAAAUCGCCAAAAGAGAAGCCGUGUUGCACUCUGCCCACAGUGAAGAAACUCUUGGAGCAGAAGAGAAGGCGUGAUACGUCGUCUGUGCUACCCUGCUGCUCUACGGCCAGCGCAAGUCCUGCUCCUCCAGCUGCUGUUACACAGUUGUCAUCAGCAGAACCAUUUACCUGUACAGGUGCAUCAAGCAGCUACUCAGACAUGGCAGUGAGCUAUGAGCAGUGGACCUCAGCACCAGAGUCUACACUCAGUUAUUACCCCAGCCAUCCAGGACCCAGCUACGCUGCAGCCUACAGCCUCCCAAUGACUACUGAAUACGCCACACAUCAGCAGCUCUCGGGAUUUAUAGAAACAAUGCCUCAGACAUAUGAGUGCCCGAUGACAGUCGCAGAUCCCAGCAUGGCCACGUCUUGGUCACUUGUGGGUCCCAGUCACACCGCACAGCUGAGUUUUGGUUCGACCAUGGACGCCACCAAGCUGGAAGAGGCCCGGAUGCUGCUCAACGGGAUGGACUACAGCAGAGCUACAGGGCAGGAUGAAGACGGAGACACCAUCCUGCACAUCUACACUGCCAAGGGGCUCAGGGAGUGUGCCUUUGCUGCUGCAGAGAGGCUGAGGGAUGUAGGCAGGCUUGAUGCCAAAGAACACAAGGGAAAGACUGCUUUGCUGGUGGCGGUGACAGCCAACCAGCCGGAGAUUGUGGAAGAUCUGCUGUCAUUUGGAACGGACAUCAAUGCAUGUGAUGUUAAAGGACAAACUGCCCUUCAUCUGGCUGCCCACUAUGGUUUACCUGGCGUUCUGCAGGCAAUUCUGUGUAGCAGGCCGGCUGUCAACCUGGAGGCUCGCAAUUUUGAGGGUAUGACUCCUCUGCACUGCGCAGCCAUUUCUCACAGUGACACCAUGAAGGCGUUGUCGAGCAGCGGGCUGGCAGAUGUUGGUCUUCAGACCCUGGCUGCGGAGAAGCUCUCCUGUGUGCAGAUGCUUCUCAGAGCAGGGGCGUCCCUAUUCAGCCAGGAAAUCAAAAGUAACAAGACUGUGCUGCAUUUGGCUGUAAAGGAGGGGAACAUCCAUCUGGUUACUUAUCUGCUGAGGAUUUCCCUGCCGAACAUGAAAGACUUUGUCAACUUGAAAGCGCAUGGCCACACAGCACUACACAUGGCAGCUGGUCUCCAUGGUAACCCCCACCAGGAGGAGAUCCUGCAGCUGCUCCUGCGCAGAGGAUCUGAUCCCAGCAUCCGCAACCUGGAGAACGACCAGCCAGCUCACCUGCUGCAGAGCGGCCCCAAGGGAGAGCAGCUCAAGCUCAUGCUGAAGAAAAGAAGUGCUUCAUCUCGUCGACGUAUCGUGUCCUUGCAGGACCAGGAAUAAUUUGAAAAUCCCCAUUUGUAAUCUCCAUUUGGAGGGAAUGAGUCUUUAAGAUGUUGCCUCUGUUAAGAAGAGGAUUUACAGUUUAUUGGUAUGUUGCUUUGGGAGUCUCUGGCCUAUAUAUUGAUAACAAACUAGUUUUGGAUAUACAUCUCCAGGUAUAAUUCACAUUGGAUUAGACAAAUGAUGCUUUAAUGCAUAAAGCUUAAAUGAUCUGCGAUUUAGCAUCUGUAAAAAAAUGCGUUAUUUAUUUUUUACGCACAGGGCAAAGUAUUCAUGUGCAGGCGAAGGAUUUCAUUCCAAAAUGUGAUAUUCUACAUCAAGCCUUUUCACAAAAUGUGUCAGUUUAAAAAUCUGACUAUUGGAGAUUUUAAUGUAUGUAUUUAUUUUUGUCAAAAUGGAUAUUCAACAUUUUGAAAUGAAAGCCUUUGAAUGAACAGAAAUGAAGAGCUGUCUUCACACAGCAGGAUGUAUUGACGUUUCUGAGGAAGGUGGAUUAGUGUUAAUUUCCCUCACAGGCUACAAUCCCAAGUUUAAUGUUGAUUUCUAUGAAAUCGUUUGUAUAACCUCCAGGACAAUGUCCCUGAAACCCCUCCGACUCUCUUACCAAAACCCCCCAUCAUGAUAAGUUUUCAUAUUGAUACACUGAGUGAUGGUUUUCAUUUCAGUCAUCACGCAUGUUUAUGUUAAGAAUGCGUAUGUUCAAAAAAUAAGAAGCUAUCACAUAACUUAACUUUCUGUAUGCAUCAUACUUACGUGUGUAACAUCAAGUACAAUUUUUUUUCUUUGUGGGAAAAAGAAACUUGACUGUGUGUAAAAUUAUUAUGUAUUUGAAACUGAUUGUGACAAAGAAUAUUCCUAUCACAGAGACAUCACAUGAGUAAGUGCGGUGACAAACUGUCUGACUAACUGUACAUUUUAGCCAUGAGUCAUGAAUAAAAGUACAAUAACACUUAUUUAAAGUUCCAUCUAAAUGUUUUGAUCCUUUGAACAGUUUCAUUUACAUUUAGCUACAAAACCUACCAAUUUCACAUUCACAUUCACAUGUCCCAGGUGAGAUGAGGUUUGUUUUUGAUUGUAAUUUGAGUGAUGAAUAAGGUUUGAACUGUCCUUCACUUAUUUGUCAUCUAUGCUAGAUAUUGUAAAUCCCUGUAAAACCCAAAGGAAAGAUAAAUCUCAUGAGUAAAUAACAUAACAAUGA